This is a messenger RNA of Pogonomyrmex barbatus (red harvester ant), 672 nucleotides long. RefSeq names its product odorant receptor Or1-like. NCBI's taxonomy places the organism in Eukaryota, Metazoa, Arthropoda, Insecta, Hymenoptera, Formicidae. Gene Ontology annotation, cellular component: plasma membrane. Gene Ontology annotation, biological process: sensory perception of smell; detection of chemical stimulus involved in sensory perception of smell. Gene Ontology annotation, molecular function: odorant binding; olfactory receptor activity. The record is from RefSeq and is a predicted model, not a curated record.
AUGCGUGUAUUAGGACUUACGCUUAAAAUUCUAACAAGCUGCGGUUGUUGGAUUCCGGAUUCCUGGACAUCUCCUUAUAAACGUGUACUAUAUUACGCAUAUACAGGUUUCAUAUUUGUAUUAAUAAAUACGUUUACAUUAUCACAAUUUUUGGAUUUGGUUCUGAUCGUGGACAAUGCAGAUGAAUUUACCGAUAAUUUUUAUAUAUUGAUUGCCAUGAUGAUUUCCUGUUCUAAAAUGUUUAGUCUAUUGAUAAAUCGUAAUAAUAUCGCAUUACUAAUAGAAAUUCUUAGGAAGAAAUCAUGUAAACCACUUGAAUUAGACGAGUUAGAAAUUCGACAAAAAUUUGAUAAAAUUAUUGAAUAUUUGAUUGACUUUAGAUUUGCACUUUUGGUGAAUGAAAAGUUUAGAUUGAUUAUUACCUUACAAUUUAUUGUAAGCACAUUAGUGGUGUGCGUUAUUCUGUACCAACUGACCAAAACAGAUGCAAAUAUCAUCCAAUUAGGCUUGUACAUGUCGUGUAUGCUAAUUCAAAUCUUUUUGUACUGUUGGUACGGGAAUGAAGUCAGACUAAAGGUAUGUUAUCUGAAUUUAUUUUGUGUGUGUUCAGUCUACUUGUUUUGUUAUAGAUAAAAACAAUUAAAAAUGUUUGUCAUUAUUUCUUAUGCACAU